Penicillium salamii is the source of this 836-nucleotide messenger RNA. The record is from the annotation of a GenBank genome assembly. NCBI's taxonomy places the organism in Eukaryota, Fungi, Ascomycota, Eurotiomycetes, Eurotiales, Aspergillaceae.
CAUUCAGGGCAGGCGCGGGCCACUCUGGUCAAUCCAGCCACACCGCCCCGCUGCCCUUGUGGCUGGGCGUUCCGUCAUCUAUUCCCGUCUGCCUUCGACUUCUCAAACCCUUUGGAUCUUCCGUCUUUUUUACUUGUCUCGGUGAUCCUGGGAUAUCUGACUUGUCUUAUCUUUGUGUCCUAUUCCACUUUCAUCCGCCUUUCAUCAUGGCUUCCAGGCAACCAGCAGGAGCCCGCCCGGGCGCAAGAUUCGCUCAGUUCAAGCUAGUGCUUCUCGGAGAGUCUGCCGUCGGAAAGGACCAAUUCGAUGAUUACCGCGAGUCGACAAUCGGUGCCGCUUUCCUUACACAGACUAUCUCCCUCGAUGAAUCCACCACGGUCAAAUUUGAGAUUUGGGAUACCGCCGGUCAGGAGCGCUAUAAGUCAUUGGCCCCCAUGUACUACCGAAACGCCAACUGCGCCGUGGUUGUCUAUGACAUCACCCAAGCGUCAUCGCUUGACAAAGCUAAGUCAUGGGUGAAGGAACUUCAACGUCAGGCGAAUGAGAACAUCGUGAUCGCCCUGGCAGGCAACAAGCUUGAUCUGGUUACAGAGAGCCCUGAUAAGCGGGCCAUUCCAGAGGCUGAUGCCGAGGCUUAUGCUCGUGAAGCAGGUCUACUUUUCUUCGAAACCUCCGCCAAGUCCUCAACGAAUGUAAAGGAGUUGUUCACCGCCAUCGCAAAGAAGCUGCCCCUGGAGCAAGCUGGCACUCGGAACAUGCGGACAGCCCCUCGCCCUGGUGUUGACUUGCGCCCUGAGGCCCCUGGCACCCAAGGCGCCGGCGCCUGCAACUGCUAA